This is a messenger RNA of Aspergillus pseudotamarii, 960 nucleotides long. Its product is annotated as arabinan endo-1,5-alpha-L-arabinosidase. The transcript is spliced from 4 exons. The record is from RefSeq and is a predicted model, not a curated record. Gene Ontology annotation, molecular function: arabinan endo-1,5-alpha-L-arabinosidase activity. Gene Ontology annotation, biological process: carbohydrate metabolic process. The coding region runs from base 1 to 960 and encodes 319 amino acids. Lineage: Eukaryota; Fungi; Ascomycota; Eurotiomycetes; Eurotiales; Aspergillaceae.
AUGUAUCUCCAAUCUUCUCUUGCAUUAGCCUUUCUGCGGGUUGCGGUGGUUCAUGGUUACGCGAACCCGGGGGCUUGCUCUGGUGCCUGCAACAUCCAUGACCCUGCCUUGAUUCAGAAUGGCGAUGGAACAUACUAUCGCUUCUCGACAGGGAAUGGCAUUUCCUUUGCUACUGCUUCGUCCAUUGAGGGUCCUUGGACAGCUGUUGGAUCUGUAUUGCCUGAUGGAUCCUCGAUUGACAAUUCAGGGAGUAAUGACCCUUGGGCACCCGACGUGCAAAAGGUGGGUGACCUUUACCACCUCUACUACGCCGUGUCAAGCUUCGGCUCCCAAGAAUCCGCCAUCGGUCUCGCAACCUCUGAGACCAUGGAAGAAGGCACCUGGACCGACCAGGGCUCAGUUGUUACAUCCACAACCGGUGACCAAUACAACGCCAUUGACGCCAACCUGCUAGUGGACGGUUCCGCCAACUACCUAACCUUUGGAUCCUUCUGGCAAGACAUCUUCCAAGUCACACUGAAUGGGGACGCCACGUCUUCGACGUCAACGCCGGUUAACGUUGCUUUCGAUCCGGCUGAUACACAUCCGGUUGAGGGUGCUUACCUCUACAAAUACGGUGAUUAUUACUACCUGUUUUACUCAUGGGGAACAUGCUGUGGAUAUGAUCAAACUCGACCCGCUGAAGGGCAGGAGUAUAAGAUCAAGGUUUGUCGGUCGAGCACGCCGACUGGAGGCUUUGUUGAUGCGAACGGUGUCGCAUGCACGGAUGGCGGUGGUACCGUCGUUCUCGAGAGCCAUGACAAUGUCUAUGGACCUGGUGGACAGGGUGUAUACACUGACCCGACCCUUGGCCCUGUUCUCUACUAUCACUAUGUUGAUACGACCAUCGGCUAUGCUGACUCCCAGAAGCUAUUCGGAUGGAACGCCAUGGACUUCUCCAGUGGAUGGCCUACUGUCUAA